Chlorocebus sabaeus (green monkey) is the source of this 1510-nucleotide messenger RNA. RefSeq names its product olfactory receptor family 11 subfamily L member 1 (gene OR11L1). Lineage: Eukaryota; Metazoa; Chordata; Mammalia; Primates; Cercopithecidae. Gene Ontology annotation, molecular function: G protein-coupled receptor activity; olfactory receptor activity. The record is from RefSeq and is a predicted model, not a curated record. Gene Ontology annotation, cellular component: membrane. Gene Ontology annotation, biological process: G protein-coupled receptor signaling pathway.
CUUUUUGGUAUGGUGAGAGCACUGAAGGUCUACUAAUCAGAGUCCUCUUUUGCCUGUCUUUGGAUAGGAGACUUCAAGAUUUCAGAGAACCCAGAUAAAUGAAACUUGCUGAGUCUCCUUACAAGAUCUAACAUUCACAUUCAGCUUAAGAUUUCAAAAUGUGUUCUUAGAAAAGAGAUGCGGAAUUAUGCAUUUAUCCUUCUAAAAAGCUGUGCAUACAGCUCUAAACUAUUUAAAAAUUAAUCUCUGAAGUGCCAAACAUCAAUAGUGAUACAUUUGUGCCUUGCAUCCUGUGCUUUUCCAAAAUGUUUUUCAUCCCCCACAGGCAAUGGAGCCCCAAAAUACCUCCACUGUGACUAACUUUCGGCUGUUAGGAUUCCAGAACCUUCUUGAAUGGCAGACCCUGCUCUUUGUCAUUUUCCUGCUCAUCUACUGCCUGACCAUUACAGGGAAUGUCGUCAUCGUUACUGUGGUGAGCCAGGACCAGCGACUGCACUCCCCUAUGUACAUGUUCCUCCAGCAUCUCUCCUUUCUGGAGGUCUGGUACACAUCCACCACUGUGCCCCUUCUCCUAGCCAACCUGCUGUCCUGGGGCCAAGCUAUCUCCUUCUCCGCCUGCAUGGCACAGCUCUACUUCUUCGUGUUCCUCGGCGCUACCGAGUGCUUUCUCCUGGCCGUGAUGGCCUAUGACCGUUACCUGGCCAUCUGCAGCCCGCUCCGCUACCCUUUCCUCAUGCAUCAUGAGCUCUGCACCAGGUUGGUGGCGGUCUCCUGGUGGACAGGGAUCAGCACAGGCUUUCUGCCUUCCCUGAUGAUUUCCAGGUUGGACUUCUGUGGGCCCAAUGAGAUUAACCAUUUCUUCUGUGACCUCCUCCCACUCAUGCGGCUCUCCUGUUCCAGUGUUUAUAUCACUGAGGUGACCAUCUUCAUCCUGUCAACUGCCGUGCUGUGCAUUUGUCUUUUUCUGACACUGGGGUCCUAUGUUUUCAUCGUGUCCUCCGUAUUGAGAAUCCCUUCCACCUCUGGCCGGAGAAAGACAUUUUCCACAUGUGGCUCCCACCUGGCUGUUGUCACUAUCUACUACGGGACCAUGAUCUCCAUGUAUGUGCACCCCAGUCCCCACCUGUUGCCUGAAGUCAACAAGAUCAUUUCUGUCUUCUACACUGUGGUCACACCACUGCUGAACCCACUUAUCUACAGCUUGAGGAACAAAGACUUCAAAGAAGCUGUUAGAAAGGUCAUGAGAAGGAAAUGUGGUAUCUAUGGAGUACGAGCAAAAGGAAGUUCCUUUAUUAGGUGAGGAAAAUUGCACAGAACAUGCAGUGGAUUAAAUUCAGGGUUAAGCGAAUGGUAGAGUCAGACCUUUAAACCUGAAGCUCCUUGUCAGAACUGCAUUGAAUUCCGUAAGCCAAAAAACAACAGUUUUUUGAGGGUUCCUUGCCAGCAACUGGUCAGAAGAUAAAUUGCCUCCACCAAACCAUUUUGAGGUCAGUUUUGUGCUAGACACUUU